Rubroshorea leprosula is the source of this 797-nucleotide messenger RNA. Lineage: Eukaryota; Viridiplantae; Streptophyta; Magnoliopsida; Malvales; Dipterocarpaceae. The record is from the annotation of a GenBank genome assembly.
GAAGGGCGAAAUGGACAACUGCUUCGGGAAAACCUUGAUCUGCUUGCUGAAGUCAGAGAAGAAGCUCGGCUUCGAACUCUUGUAUACAAGCAGAAACUAGCCAACUUCUACAAUAAACGGAUCCUAAAGGCUGCCAUGGCAAUUAACAACAUUGUGUUGGCUGAGAUGGAAAUUCCAAAUGCUUACCUAGAUAACUCGCCCAAGGUUGUGAAUGGCUUUUACCUUUUGCCAGUCUCUCAGAGUGGAAAGAAUGUCUCAGUGAGGUCAUACAUCGUUACAUAACUGCUGACAACUUCUCCCCCGACCGCCUUCUUGACUACUUAGCCCUGUCAUCAGAAUACAUUACUCUGGAAAUGGUGAACAGGAUUGAGGCUGCUGUGCACAUUCGGAGACAGAAAAGGAAUUCAGUACACUCAAAAGGCUGGGAAGACAUCAUGAGGUGUCAAGCUCAAGGGCCUUGUUGGUGAGAUAGAAAGAGUAAGCUUCGAGCUCAAGGAGCUGAGAACCUUUUACACUAUUUAAGAUUACGCUUUCCAGCCCUCCCGCGGACUGCCUUUAUAAGCAAGAUCCAACAUAACAAGGUAGUAACAGUUACUACUAUAGAUGCAUUAUAGUUAACAGUUCUGCCUAUCGAAAGGGUUGCAUCAACAUCACAUGCAUAUCGACUUAGAAGAACAAAAUCUACUGCCUGUUUGAUUGGAUUAAUAUUUAUACAAAAUUUGUGAAAUGGAACUUUAAUUUUGGGCUUACUGGGGAUAUUACGAUGUCAUUGAAACUAAAAAAUACUUGGGUGUUUG